Messenger RNA from Paramecium octaurelia, 516 nucleotides. The record is from the annotation of a GenBank genome assembly. NCBI's taxonomy places the organism in Eukaryota, Ciliophora, Oligohymenophorea, Peniculida, Parameciidae.
AUGAAGGAAAUAAACCUGGAGGAGAAAAAUGGGCUUAUAGGCUGCUUAAUUAAGAGGAAAGUGAAGUAAAUAUGGAUGGAACAAAAAAUUAGGAAAUCAAAAUCCUUCCUUUUGAAUGAUAUGGAUUUCUGUUAUCAAAGAAAACGGAAACUUACUUAUUAUUAUAAUAAUCAUAGGCCCAGCUUGAUGACUAUCCACAAAAGAAUUGCCAAAUACAUAAAACUAGAUAAGCCGAGUUGUCUUUUCCAGUAGAAGAUCUAUCGAUUCUAUAAAUUCUCCCAAAGACGCAACACAAAAUAUGAAUAAUUUGUUAUAGACUACAAAGUUUACAAUAUUAAAAAUUAAGAAAGAAAUUUAAAUGAUCUUGAUGCUGUAGAAGUUCCUUUUGAUCUCUAUAUGUUUGACUACGAUGAGGCACCAUUUGAAUAACAACAAAUUGAUGUUGAGGAAUACAAUGUAGAGAAUCAAAGGUUAGCCAGAUAGAAUAACAAAAUAAUGAAUUCUAAUAAUCAUUGA